UCGUGGGAUGCUGCUGAGCCGCCACGGGGCGGAGAAGACGGAGAAGGCGGCGGUCAGGCGGCUUCUGCGAGCCGGAGGGGCGGCCAGAUCCAAAGUAAUGAAGAACUGGGGCAUGAUUGGUGGGAUCGCAGCUGCUCUUGCUGCUAGUGUUUAUGUCUUGUGGGGUCCCAUCACUGAGAGGAAAAAGCGCAGAAAAGGGCUAGUGCCAGGCCUACUGAACCUGGGCAACACCUGUUUCAUGAACUCUUUGCUCCAAAGCUUGUCUGCAUGUCCAUCUUUGAUCAGCUGGUUGGAAGAAUUCACAGUUCAGACGGAGGCUGGCCAGCCUGUGUCCUCUGGGAACCAGUGUUUGUCCCUCACAUUACUCCAGCUCCUGAAAGCUUUAUCCUGUCAAGAGGCCACAGAUGAGGACAUCCUGGAUGCCAGCUGUUUGUUAGAGGUUCUAAGGAUGUACAGGUGGCAGAUCUCCUCUUUUGAAGAGCAGGAUGCCCACGAGCUCUUCCAUGUCCUCACCUCUUCGCUGGAAGACGAACGAGAUCGCCAGCCACGGGUCACGAACCUUUUUGAUGUACACUCGCUAGAGCAACCAGAAAUACCCCACAAGCACAUACGCUGCAGAAUGAGAGAGUCGCCUCAUUCCAUGUCGAAUCACUGGAAGCUGCACCAUCCUUUUCACGGGAGGCUGACGAGCAACAUGGUUUGCAAACAUUGCAGGCACCAGAGUCCUGUAAGAUAUGACACUUUUGACAGCCUUUCCCUGAGCAUCCCUGCCACUAAGUGGGGCCACCCCAUGACCCUGGACUGCUGCCUCCACCAUUUCAUCUCUUCUGAGUCGGUCAAGGACGUCGUCUGCAACAACUGCACCAAGGUACAGGCACAGGGGAGUGGGCAAGUCACCGAGAACCAGAGGACAACCUUUGUGAAGCAACUAAAGCUGGGAAAGCUGCCGCAGUGUCUCUGCAUCCACCUGCAGAGGCUGAGCUGGUCCAGCCACGGCAUGCCUCUCAAACGCAAUGAGCACGUGCAGUUCAGCGAGUUCCUCGUCAUGGACAUCUACAAGCAUCGCUUCCCCACCCACAAACGGAACCCCAGGAACCACCCAGAGGUGGUGUCGCCCAAUGCAAAGUCUCCAGACAUGGAACAGCCAGAUUGUCAUAAACCCUCGUUGAUGAACGGCACCUGCUCCCCAUCGUUGCUGACGUCCCCUGUAGGGUUUCCCUUCAUGGCAGCUUCUGACUGUGGCUCUCCAGUGUAUCUCUACCGUCUGGUGGCCGUUGUGGUUCACCAUGGGGACAUGCAUUCGGGACACUUUGUGACAUACCGCCGCUCCCCGCCUGCUUCCAAAAAUCCCCUGGCUGCCAGCAACCAGUGGCUGUGGAUUUCAGACGACAUCGUGCGCAAAACCACUUUGCAAGAGGUCCUCUUGUCCAGCGCCUACCUGCUCUUUUAUGAGCGCAUCCAGUCCAGGCUGCCGCAGCAGCACAACAAGGAGCUCCGGGCAGAGGAGUGA
Molecule: messenger RNA, 1510 nt
Organism: Euleptes europaea (tarantolino)
Lineage: Eukaryota; Metazoa; Chordata; Lepidosauria; Squamata; Sphaerodactylidae
Gene: USP30
Product: ubiquitin specific peptidase 30
Exons: 13
Coding region: 8-1510 (500 amino acids)
Biological process (GO): protein deubiquitination
Cellular component (GO): cytosol; nucleus
Molecular function (GO): cysteine-type endopeptidase activity; cysteine-type deubiquitinase activity
Source: RefSeq, a predicted model, not a curated record